Camellia sinensis is the source of this 1159-nucleotide messenger RNA. Lineage: Eukaryota; Viridiplantae; Streptophyta; Magnoliopsida; Ericales; Theaceae. The record is from RefSeq and is a predicted model, not a curated record.
AAAAGUAAUGAAAAUUUUUCUAUCCCACUCAUUUUAGCCUAUUCGCGGUCAUGUGUUUCCCCAAAAUCCCCAAACCUUUCUGAACCAACCCAAAAUCCCUAAAAUCUUUAAAACCAAAAUCCCCAAAACCAUUUUGAAGCAAAAUCCCCAAAGCCCUUGAGCCAAAAUUCAACAACGGUGACGGACGACGACGGUGAUCGACGACGGCUAGCAGUGAGGAAGCAGUGAGUGACGACGGUCAUCAACGACGACGACAAGCAGCAGUGAGUGACGACGACAACAACGACGGCGAGCAGCGAAUGACGACGGCGACGGCGAGUAACGACUACUUAGCUCUAACAGCAUUACACUCGGGUAGGGGCCUCCCCAUCAACCAUAACCCAGUUGUACCAAAUUUGCAGUCAUGUGUGCAGAAAUUGUUUCUUUAGUCGAUUAUAAACGUACCUAAUUGCCUUAAAAUAGCAAGACAUAUGAAGAGUGUCACAUAUUCGCGGCUUGAUGGAUCAGUUGAACCAGAAAAGCGUUUUGAUAUUGUAAAGGUUUUCAAUUCAGACCCUACUAUUGAUGUACUACAGCUCACUACACAUGGAUUCUCGUGUCAGAAUUUGCCAAAUGAAAAGUUUUCUGACGAUGAUAUUCCCAGUGCACCUCUAUUUUGUGGUUCUUCUAGGGAAAUCAAGGAAGAUGCUGAACAACUUCCAACUUCUAGAGCACAAUACAAACCUUAUGUACCAUAUUUACAUGAUUUUUUAGCUAAAAAUGGCCCAGAUGCUUCUGAUAGCAGUUCUCCUCAGGUGAAACCAGAGGAUAAUACUGAAAAAAAGAUUCCUGACCAGCAUGUGAGGUUUGUAAAAUGUUUUACUGUACUUUUGCAGAAACCUUGUGUAAUAAUGCUUGUGAGAUAUGCCAUGUUUGUAUGCUUUCACUACCACAUCUAUUUAUCUUAUAUAUAUAUAUAUAUAGUAUCAUAUAAAGCGCACAACUCGGUGUGAUUUAUGUUACACAUUUUUUGAUACCCAAAUUGCCCAUAUAUAACUGCUCAAGUUUCUUAUUUCAAAAUUUAAUUUAAUUUUUUUUAUAUUUUUAUUCUCCAUCUACAUUCGAAUUUCCUUUCCGAUUUGACGGUUACAAUGUCUUAUAUUUCUACACGCACAUUGCA